Messenger RNA from Exophiala spinifera, 930 nucleotides. RefSeq lists its product as uncharacterized. Bases 1 to 930 code for a protein of 309 amino acids. The record is from RefSeq and is a predicted model, not a curated record. The transcript is spliced from 2 exons. NCBI's taxonomy places the organism in Eukaryota, Fungi, Ascomycota, Eurotiomycetes, Chaetothyriales, Herpotrichiellaceae.
AUGGCCUCGCCAGCGGCCCGUCCACCGCCUAUGAGCCAUGCUGCCGCAUACUACGAAAAUCGAAGCCAAAUCCUGCCUCCCAGUCUGAACAGCACCACCUGCAACCACCCCUACGGCCAUUCCCCUGCCAUAUCCUCCCCACAACAGGCACACCUCAGUCAAAAUCCGCCAUACCAAAGCGGUCCCUAUCGGAUCGAACCGAAAAGAGUCGGGGGCUCAGUCUCAAGCGGCGAAUCUGGCUCCUCCACGGUCUCCGAAGGUGAUCCGUACGUCCACAAGAAAUUAUCAUAUCAGUACAGCCCGCAGUUAGAACAGGGUAGGAGGUAUAGUCCAGGAAAAGAGUCCGCCCGGCAAUCAUACCAGGCAUCGCACAAUGGGCCGAAUGUUCAUCGAGGGAGCCACAUUCAGUCCGAGACGAUGGAAGACAACUCCACGAUCCUCCGCUACAUACCGCCCGAAGCCGAGGACGAAGAGGUCGAGAACGACCACGCUCUUUGGAUCCUGAUGUGGCUCUCAUUCCUUGACCCCUUUCACUGUAUGAUCAGCGCCAUAUACUCGAUCAUCGCUGUGUUUCUCAUAAUCAUGCUCCUCCCUCUGCGUCUGUGCCAGCGCGAAUGUUCACCGUCCAUCACGCUGGUGCGCAUGAUCGGCCCCAUAUUCCGCAACCAUCUACAGAUGAUCUACGCCAAAUCUUUAGAUCAUGCACACACCUUCGAAUUCAGUCCAGUGUGUCUGGUACUGAUCCACGUCGUUUCGCCUCUCAUAAGCUUGGGCAACGCCGUCGCCGGCUGGAUUGUCGCAGUGUUUUGGUUGUUUGCAAUCGUCAUGGGCAAUCCAGACGGGACGGAGAAACGGGAUGACGGCCGUGCCACGGUCCUCAUGCUACGGGACUGGUGGGAGAAAUGUCUUUUGUAUGCGGUACGGAAAUGA